Messenger RNA from Apis mellifera (honey bee), 1759 nucleotides. RefSeq names its product cytochrome P450 9e2. Gene Ontology annotation, molecular function: monooxygenase activity; heme binding; iron ion binding. NCBI's taxonomy places the organism in Eukaryota, Metazoa, Arthropoda, Insecta, Hymenoptera, Apidae. The record is from RefSeq and is a predicted model, not a curated record. The transcript has a single exon. The coding region runs from base 74 to 1606 and encodes 510 amino acids.
CGUCGGGCAACGAGUACGCUCAGUGUACGCCGUACGUUCAGUUAACAAGCUCGUAUACGAUACGAUACGAACGAUGGACUAUCUUCAACUCGGUCUCACCUUAUUGGCAAUCCUCGUGGCGGUCUACUACCUGUCCACGAGGAAUCACAAGCUGUUGAAGAGGCACGGGAUCGUGCACAUCCCCCCUACCCCCCUGUUCGGCAAUCUGGGCCCGUUGGUGCGUCGCAAGUGUCACAUGGAGGACGUGAUCCAGAGGGUGUACGACCUAGAUCCGGACGCAAGGUACGUGGGGAUGUACGAGUUCACCACUCCGUUGAUAAUAAUCCGCGACCCGGAGUUGAUAAAGACGAUCGGGGUGAAGGAGAUCACGAAUUUCACGAAUCAUCGCCCCUUCGUCGACGUGGGUGUGGAUCCCAUGCUGGGCGAGGUGUUGUUCGCGAUGCAGGGCGACCGGUGGAGGGAGCACAGGACAAUGUUGACCACCCUGUUCACGUCGAGCAAGAUCAAGUCCAUGUUCGUACUGAUGUCGGACUGCGCGAAAAGAUUCGCCGAUUAUCUGUCGAAGGUUGAGCGGGAGAUAGAGUUGAAGAGCGUGUUGACGAGGUACACGAACGACGUGAUAGCGAGAUGCGUGUACGGCGUCUCCGUCGACUCGGUGAACGAGCCCGAGAACAUAUUCUACAGAUACGGCCAGGUGGCGUCCCAGCUGUCGACGUUCAAGCAGAAUUUGAUGAUAUUCGUGCACAGGAACUCGCCCCGUCUGGCCAGAUUGUUCAAUUUGAAGAUCCUGCCCGUUCACAUCGAGAAGUUUUUCCACCGGUUGGUCAUGGACACGAUCGAGACGAGGAGGAGGGAGGGGGUGCACGGGUUGGACAUGUUGCAACAAUUGAUGGACAUGCAAUCGAGGAGGAAAGAGUCGGAGGAGGGGAAGAGAGGUAUGACCGUGACUGACAUAGCCAAUCACGCGUUCAGCUUCUUCUUCGGGAGCGUGGACACGAUGGCCACUCAGAUAAGCCUGAUAUCGCACAUGUUGGCCGUGAAUCCUGACGUUCAACAGAGGCUUCAGGAGGAGAUCGACGAGGUGUUGUCGGCGAGCGAGGACAAGCAGGUCGGAUACGACGUGAUACAAGAGAUGAAGUAUCUGGACGCGGUGAUGAGCGAGGCGAUGAGGUAUCAUCCGAUUCUGUUGUUCGUGGACAGGGUGUGCGGCGAGACGUUCGAAUUGCCGCCCGCCCUCCCCGGCGCCCGACCUUUCAAACUCGAGAGGGGGAUGAACAUUUGGUUCCCCGUCAAAGCGAUCCACCACGAUCCGAAAUACUUCGAGAAUCCGGACAGAUUCGACCCGGACAGGUUUCUGAGGGAUGGGAAGGGCAUCGCGAGCUCUGGGGCGUACAUGCCGUUCGGGAUGGGGCCCAGGAAGUGCAUAGGCAGCAGGUUCGCGUUGACCGAGAUGAAGAUACUGCUGUUCAACAUCCUGGCCAAGUGCAGCUUCAAGGUCGGCAGCAAGACCAUGGUCCCGUUGAAAUUCAAGGAGGGCGUGUUCAACCCGGUCGCUAAGAAUGGAUUCUGGCUGAAGAUCGAACGCAGGGAGAAUUCUUGUUGCUGAUCCAAUUGAAGGAGCUGGGAAAGUGGGUCGACUUUGUAGGCUCGUUUUCUUAACUUCGUUUGAUGAAUUAUUUCGAAUAAAGGCUGUCGCAAUAGAGGUUGAGGGAGGUAAAAAAAAAAAAAAAAAAAAAGAAAAGAAUUUUUAAAAUCACUC